GGGAAUAGCGAGUGCUGCCUUGGUGCCCGAGGGGUGGGCCUGGCGGCUUCACCCCCAGAACAAGAACUGGGCAUGGCGCCGCCCGUUGCCCAAGGCAUCUCCUGCACUUCUGGUCUCUCUCACACUGUGCUGGGAGUCAGUCUGGGCACGUCUUCCUCGGGGAGGCUUAAGGAGCUGGUGUGACCUGCACCCAUCACGCUUGGGUGGGGGCUGCUGCUGGCUCCCUGCUUUCUGACCAGGUGCCUUCUGCCGCUUGCUGCAGCGUGCGCGUUCCUUGCACCGAACUGUGUGGGGGAUGCCCUGGCCCGGGGCGGGCAGCUGAGAGCAGAGGGAUGGGCCAGGAGGGGCAGGGGUUUGAGGGAGAGUGCCCACGCUGGCAGGGUGUUUUGGGGUGCUGGAGUCGAGCCGUCCUGAUCUGCAAGCCUGAUUGUGGAGCUGCGCUGCAUCGCUGUCAGCGAGUCUAAGGCUGGGUGCGGGGCCUGGAUCCUGGCUUCCCCCUGGGUCGGAGGGGCAGGGCUGUGGGUCGGGACAGCACCAGGUCACCGGUCGGUAGCAGGAAGGCUGGACCCGUGCGUGCUUGCUGUAAGCAGGGCAGCCAGCUCCCUUUUGGAGGCCUUGGCUGCAGCCCCGGCUUGCUCUCGAAUUCAGCUUCCAGAGGCUUCAUGGCAUUGCAGAGAUGCUGCAGCUGCCCACAAUAGAGGAUAUUCAGCUGGGCAGCUUCAAUGGGGCCUUCUCAUGGCGAAUCAUGGGCCGGAGGGCGCUGGUCACAGUGGGGGAAGGGCAGGUUGCUCGGGGCUCCAGCGAGGCCCGUGGGUGUUUGCUCGGGGUGGUGCUUCUGCAGGGUCAGACCCUGUGUCCACAAGCCACAGCUGGGGAGUGCUGAGCUUGCUCCCUGCUCUCCAUCGCGGGCAGGGACGGCCACUCCGUUGUGACUGGCCUGGCACGUCCUAGUUCUGGAGCUCCGUGGUCCCGCAGGAGACUUGCAGCUCGUGCUGCGAGUCCCCUCUGCGGGGAGGAGGUUGGCUGGACAGGCUGACAGCCUCGUGGUCGCACGCAAAGACCCCCCUGCCCCCCCAGAGCGGGCUCCAGGCCGGCCUGCCCUUCCCCAUGGUGACGCUCGUCUCUGCAGGUUAGGGAGCGCUGCCAGCACUAGGUUGCCUUGCUGUCUCAGGGGCUGUGGUUGCCCACCACGGGAAGCGAUGGUGGCACUGCAGCACCUCUACAGAGAUCUCCAGUACUGCCCAGGCACACGUGCUUCCCAGGAGGGACAGCUGCUUGCAUGGAGCUCCUUCUUCCUUGGGAGCAUGCAUCGGCCAGGUGCCUGAAGGAACUGCGAGGCAGGGAGGACGCAGUGACCUGCCUGGGAAUGGGAAGUUCUCCCAGUUGCUGGGGAGUGAGCACCUAGGAGACUCUCGACCUCUGCCAGUUGCAGAGGCUGCUGCAUCCCCUUGGCCCUCCCAGGCUGCACGUCCCAGCCCUGCUCUCCAUCCUUGUGCUGCACCUGGGUCAGGUUCUGCUCCUCCGGGCUGACACUGCCUCUGCCCGCUCCCACUCUCGGGAGGGCUGCUCCUAGGUCCUGUCCACAUGGAGGGGCUGGGGAAUUAUAUUCCAUACCACCAGGCCUCAUCUGCUAGGAGGGGUAUUCCUAGACUGCAAAAGGAGCCCUGGCAAGGGUCCGUGAAGGAAGACCUUUCUGAUCUCACUUAAGGUGCUUGAAAUCUCCCAGCCUGAGAGGUGAGGAGAGGCCCCAUCUCGCUGGUGGGGUGUGACCACAGCCCUGGGGGAGCAAGGCAAACACCUGCCUGCAGAAGCAAAUGCAUCACAAGCUGGGAAGAGGGGAGCCAGGCAGCACCACCUCCAGCGCAGGCAAGGGUGGAUGCUCUCCCACGUCCAGGCAGAGCUGGAGUAGGCUGGGACGAUGCCGCCACCCUCAGACAUUGUGAAAGUGGCUGUUGAGUGGCCUGGAGCCAAUGCCCAGCUACUGGAGAUAGACCAGAAAAGGCCCCUGGCAUCCAUCAUCAAGGAGGUCUGUGACGGGUGGUCGCUACCAAACCCUGAGUACUACACACUGCGAUAUGCCGAUGGGCCCCAGCUAUACAUCACGGAGCAGACUCGCUGCGACAUCAAGAAUGGGACCAUCCUGCAGCUGGCUGUCUCCCCGUCCAGGGCAGCUCGCCAGCUGAUGGAGAGAAUCCAGUCACACAGCAUGGAGGCCCGACUGGAUGCCAUGAAAGAGCUGGCAAAGCUCUCUGCAGACGGGACCUUUGCCACAGAGUUCAUCAACAUGGAGGGCAUCACAGUGCUGACACGUCUGGUGGAGAGUGGCACCAAGCUCCUGUCCCACUACAGUGAGAUGCUGGCGUUCACUCUGACGGCCUUCCUAGAGCUCAUGGACCAUGGCAUCGUCUCCUGGGACAUGGUCUCCAUAACUUUCAUCAAGCAGAUUGCAGGGUACGUCAGUCAGCCCACACUGGACGUCUCCAUUCUCCAGCGGUCGCUAGCCAUCCUGGAAAGCAUGGUGCUGAACAGCCAUACUCUGUACCAGAAGAUAGCAGAGGAGAUCACCGUGGGUCAGCUCAUCUCGCACCUCCAGGUCUCGAAUCAGGAGAUUCAGACUUAUGCCAUUGCCCUGAUCAACGCCCUCUUCCUGAAGGCACCAGAGGACAAGAGACAGGACAAGCUCCUUAACCCGCUAGACCUGCCUGUCACUGAAAUGGCCAAUGCGUUUGCCCAGAAGCAUCUGAGGUCCAUCAUCCUGAAUCACGUGAUCAGAGGAAACCGCCCGAUCAAAACUGAGAUGGCGCAUCAGCUGUAUGUGCUGCAGGUGCUGACCUUUAACCUCCUGGAGGAGCGGAUGAUGACCAAAAUGGACCCGAAUGAUCAGGCACAGAGAGACAUCAUCUUUGAGCUGAGGAGAAUCGCUUUUGACGCUGAGUCUGACAGCAACACUGUCCCGGGGAGCGGGACAGAGAAACGCAAAGCCAUGUACACCAAGGACUACAAGAUGCUGGGAUUCACUAAUCACAUCAAUCCAGCCAUGGACUUCACCCAGACGCCCCCAGGGAUGCUGGCCUUGGACAACAUGCUCUACUUGGCCAAGUUCCAUCAGGACACCUACAUCAGGAUCGUCCUGGAGAACAGCAGCCGGGAGGACAAACAUGAGUGCCCAUUCGGGCGCAGCGCUAUUGAGCUCACUAAGAUGCUAUGCGAGAUCCUGCAAGUCGGGGAACUCCCCAAUGAGGGCCGGAACGACUACCACCCCAUGUUCUUCACCCACGACCGAGCAUUCGAGGAGCUCUUUGCCAUCUGCAUCCAGCUGCUGAACAAGACCUGGAAGGAGAUGAGAGCAACAGCAGAGGAUUUCAACAAGGUGAUGCAGGUGGUACGGGAGCAGAUCACACGGGCUCUGCCCUCCAAGCCCAACUCCCUGGACCAGUUCAAGAACAAGCUGCGCAGCCUGAGCUACUCGGAGAUUCUGCGGCUACGGCAGUCCGAGAGGAUGAGCCAGGACGACUUCCAGUCACCGCCCAUCGUGGAACUGAGGGAGAAAAUCCAGCCUGAGAUUCUGGAGCUGAUAAAGCAGCAGCGUCUGAACCGGCUGUGUGAGGGGAGCAGCUUCCGGAAAAUUGGGAACCGUAGGAGACAAGAGAGGUUCUGGUACUGCCGCCUAGCUCUGAACCACAAGGUCCUGCACUAUGGAGACCUGGAAGACAACGCCCAGGGGGAAGUGACCUUCGAGUCCCUGCAGGAGAAAAUUCCAGUUGCAGACAUCAAGGCCGUUGUCACGGGGAAGGACUGUCCUCACAUGAAGGAGAAAAGUGCCCUGAAGCAGAACAAGGAAGUGCUAGAAUUGGCCUUCUCCAUACUGUAUGAUCCUGACGAGACCUUGAACUUCAUUGCACCUAACAAGUAUGAGUACUGCAUCUGGACGGACGGGCUGAACGCGCUGCUGGGCCGCGACAUGAGCAGCGAGCUGACGCGCAGCGACCUGGACACGCUGCUGAGCAUGGAGAUGAAGCUGCGGCUGCUGGACCUGGAGAACGUGCCCGUGCCCGAGGCGCCGCCGCCCGUGCCCCGCGAGCCUAGCACCUACGACUUCGUCUACCACUACGGCUGAGCGGCCGGGACCGCGGGGCGGGCGGGACCGCGGGGCGCGGUGUUCAUUACAGUGCGGGACCAGCG
Alligator mississippiensis (American alligator) is the source of this 4182-nucleotide messenger RNA. RefSeq names its product engulfment and cell motility 2 (gene ELMO2). The record is from RefSeq and is a predicted model, not a curated record. The transcript has 22 exons. Bases 1919 to 4117 code for a protein of 732 amino acids. Gene Ontology annotation, biological process: actin filament organization; cell motility. Lineage: Eukaryota; Metazoa; Chordata; Crocodylia; Alligatoridae.